Molecule: messenger RNA, 1353 nt
Organism: Klebsormidium nitens
Lineage: Eukaryota; Viridiplantae; Streptophyta; Klebsormidiophyceae; Klebsormidiales; Klebsormidiaceae
Source: the annotation of a GenBank genome assembly
AUUAUUUAGUUUCGCCACGAACAAUCUAGCCUCUGAGUCUAGGGGAGGCUGAGCCUGAGCAGCCUCUAGGUAGACCUGACCACUUUUUAGCUAAAUUGUUUCUUUCAGCAAAAGUUUGGAGUGGUGGCGCACCUGCAAAUCCAAGUGACGUUCUUCUUGGAAGCCUGGGCUAGGAAAGCUUUUCCUUCGAAAGUUUGAAUCGUUGCGCCUUGGACUGUGCUUUGAAUUUCACCAUGUACGGGUCAUUCGGUCAGAAAGGGCCUCAGUCGGGAUACUCAGACGUGCAACGAAGUACGGGUGCCGGGAAGGGCUUCGCAUGGGGCCGCACAAGGGGUUACGAUGAGGAAGCGGGAACCUCUCUCUAUCCGGGGUUGGAAGGAGCAGAUGCAGAGAUGCGCUGGGGCUUCAUUAGAAAGGUGUACGGCAUCCUGACGUUCCAGAUACUGUUAACGCUAGUUACUGUGGGCACAGUAGUGGCCGUCCCUACGCUGCGAGACUUCAUCGUCAACACUCCUGGCCUCUACCUCGUUCUCGCAAUCAGCCCCAUCAUUCUGAUCUUUCCCCUGGCCUGCUAUAGUCAAAGCCACCCACUGAAUUUAGUCCUCUUGGCGGUCUACACGAUCGCUCUCAGCCUUUCGGUUGGGGUCAUAGCAUCAUUCACGGCUGCCCCCAUCGUGUUCGAGGCCCUCCUGCUGACAUUCAUAGUGGUCGCGUCGCUUACGGCGUACACUUUCUACGCCGUCCGACAAGGCGCCGACUUCUCGUAUCUGGGGCCGAUUCUGUGGGUGUCGGUGCUCGUUCUCAUCGGAUGGGGCUUCCUCCAAAUCUUCUUCCCGAUGGGCCACGUGUCGCGGACGAUUUACGCCGCCCUGGGGGCGCUCGUCUUUAGCGUCUACAUCGUCUAUGACACGGAGAAUCUGAUUAAGCGGCAUUCGUACGACGAGUACAUCUGGGCGUCCGUUAUGCUGUACAUAGACGUACUCAACCUGUUCAUCAACCUGCUCUCGCUUCUGCGAGAAACGCAAGACAACUAGUAUGGUCGCGGUUUUCAUUUUUGGCUCGUAGGGAGCUUUGUACAUCAACCUUAUCACUUGUAGCGUACUGGGCAGCCGUUCUUGGACUCACUCGUACAAUGAGAAUAUUAUAUGAAUCGGUCGAACCUAACAACAUUGCUCUACUAAUCUUGCAUAAGCCGACUGAGCGUUCCCUUGUGAUGGCUCUUGAGAAGAGUUUGAAGAGUACUGAACCCUCGAAAGAAGGACCAAAAUUUGACGGCGGCCUGUCUCUCAUAUGUCAAGGUGUUCUUGACGAUACUGAAUGCGCAACCAAGCUAGUGGUCCUCGUGGUCCGAAA